This is a messenger RNA of Athalia rosae (coleseed sawfly), 8224 nucleotides long. RefSeq names its product histone demethylase UTY (gene Utx). Gene Ontology annotation, molecular function: histone H3K27me2/H3K27me3 demethylase activity; RNA polymerase II cis-regulatory region sequence-specific DNA binding; chromatin DNA binding. Lineage: Eukaryota; Metazoa; Arthropoda; Insecta; Hymenoptera; Athaliidae. Gene Ontology annotation, biological process: regulation of gene expression. The coding region runs from base 3524 to 7180 and encodes 1218 amino acids. The record is from RefSeq and is a predicted model, not a curated record. Gene Ontology annotation, cellular component: MLL3/4 complex. The transcript is spliced from 14 exons.
AAUUAUUUAUCUUUAUCUAUCACCGAUUUCCCAUGUUAUAUCGGUAUAUUAUUUGACCCUUCUCUCUUUUGAAAUUACAUCGGGGAUGAUAGGAACCGAGCAAAGUUUUUUGACUUUUAAACUUUGUGUAAUUUUGUAUAAAUUCAAUCGUUACCGAGAGAGUAAAGAAGAGAGGUAGGGAGAAAUUGAGGAAAAGGGAAAGGAAAACGGACGUUGCGGCGCGCCUCUCUUUGCUGUUAGCGAGAAAACAGCAGCAGCAGCAACAGCUACAUCAAAGUACUUUAGCAUGCCCAGAAUGUUAGCCGACCAACCCAACCAACCUGGCUGCCUGUCUCCGGCAAGCAAACGUGAAUCGUGAAACGAGCAAGCUAUGUUUAUGACGUCACACUGUUCGUGGUGAUGCUCAGCUCAGGUUGAACGACCCCGAGCAUCGGGUUCAAUAUACCAACUAGUAUAACGUAGUGGUCGUCGCCGUAUUCCUCCUCUUCUUCCUCCACUUCUUUUUCUCUUUCUUCUAUUUCUUCUUCUAAUGCUUAAUGUUGAAUGUUGAAUGUUGAAUGUUGAAUGUUGAUUGAUUGUGAUUGGGCCUUGUUUUGGUGUGCAGCAUAACCGGUAAAUACGAAAAAGGUAAUGAUAGCGAGUAGAAACAAGGGUUUCUUCUAGCAAUAAGUUUUUUUCUUAUUUCUUUGCUUUUAGUUUUCCAUUUUACCUGAGGCGCGUGGGGGUGAAUAUCAUUCUUGCCAUUUAUGCAUUAAAAAAUGAGGAAGUAACUGAUACAAAAUAAAAAAUGAAAAGACAAGAACAAGUAGAGAAUAUUCAAAUACCCGUUAUAAUACAGCCAGUCUUGCGUUACACUCGAUGAGGACAAGUUUUUAGAUCUGGUCUCUUCCUUCCCUCAGGAAAUCGGGAACGGAUAUAUAGAUAUAAGUAGAAUGGAACGCGCACGCACGCACACGCACGUAUGCACACAAUGAAUGUAUACAGGGUGAGGCAUUUCAAAAUUCAAAGUAGGAAGAUGGAAUGGCACAACCUCAAUUAAAAAAACGACCGAAUUUUCAAAUCUAUCCUACUAUUCGAAAGACAUAGUUUCGCAAGGGAGGCCUCCCUUUCGGAUCCCACUAUGCAACAUUAGGCUCUUCUGAUUCUCGAAGUUCGAAAAAAAUUAUUGCAUAUCAAGAAAAACAAUGGCAAAACACGCACACAUCGGCCAUGUGUAAAUCCUUAGGUUUUUAAUUUAAACAAAUUGAAAGCGAUGAAUAGAAAAUGAAAAAAUGGAAGGGACGAAAAUGUAUGAGUGAAAAUCUUUUGUUCACUUGCCAUAGUGUUCCUAGGGCAUACGGUACGCGGGUUGUAUUUUCUAGACCCCUAAAUGCCAGAAAAAAAAAUUAACAACACAUCUCAGGUGUUCCUAAAAGUGAAGUUCUGGACCUGGAGUAUUCGUUCUCCUUGUGUCCGAUCUAUUAUUAUCCUCUUGUCAGCGUAUUUUAAUUUUUUUUUUCGCUUUUUUUCUUCUAUUCCUCUGUCCUCUUUUCCUCGUUUCCUCUUUCUUUGAUCUGGACACUUGUAUAUUUUAUCCCAGUUUUUUUUUCGAUUCAUUAUAUAUUUUUUCCCAUUAAUUUUCUACCCCAACCCUUUUCAUUUAUUGUUUUUCUCGGAACAAAAAAAGAAAAAGAAGAAACGAUGAAUAAUUGUUCGGAAUCCGUUCAUCCGUUGAGUUUUUCAUUCUUUCCAAAUAGGCCUUUGUAUUUUUUCUGGUUUCCCCCCUUUGAGCCGCCCUGUGCGUAACAAGCGUUAACCCCGUUAUAGAAGAUCCCUGGUUCAUAUUUUCGUAGAAAUUUGUAGACGAUGUCAAAUUAGAUAAUCGAAAACGAUCGGAUUGGAUCGGUUCGAAUCAGAUCACAGAACGAGCAUCGACAGCGCAUCGCAUCGCAACGCAUCGUAUCGUGCUGCGUUCCGUCGGUUGCGCAGCGACGCAGCGACAGUACUGCGUUUUUAGAUGGAGAAUGAAGAGGAAAAGGACUAGGAGUGGGAGGAGAAUAAACGACUAGCAGCGUCAUUGUGAACGUUCAUCGUAUGUUUCGUCAGUUGUGCGAGUGCCUUCGUCGGAGGAGGAGCCUCGCUCUCAGUCUCACUGCCAUUUUACAGACUAAAGAAACCUAGUAACGAUAGAAUUUGAAAAAAAAGUAGUUCGUUCAUUAGUUGGCUCUUUCAUUCUAUAAUUGAAUAUUUGAAACAUUAAAAUGAAAGGAAUAAGUAAUAGUAAUAAUAAAAAUAACAAUAACAACAAUAACAAUAAUAGUAAUGGUAACAAUAACAGAAAAAAUAAUAGUUACAUUUGUGUUUUUGUGCUUGCGUGUCCUCUGUCGCUGUGUGUGUAAAAAAAUUGUGCAUACGUGUAUUAUUUAUUUGUAUUUAAUGAAAUUUGAACGAAAAUAGCAAAAAAUAGGUUACACGUUGUUCACGAAUACAUUCAUCGAAUUAUAAUUAAUGAAAUUUCGAAUUCAAGAAAGUGAUUAUUAUUAUAUUUAAUAUCGCUAUCACGAGUGAAUGAGUCAAUAGUUAUUAGUGAUCACGAGUGAUCAAAACCACGAGGGAUAAAAAAAUCAAAAAAUCAAAGAAAAAAGAGUGACGAAAAUCCCAGUGCAUUUCCACAUGGAAAUGAUAAUUAACAAGUAUAACAACACAUUGAUAAUAGCGAUGACGAAUAAAUUUUACAUGCAAUAGAUAAUUUUUAUUCAUCAAUGGAUUAGUCAUGGAAGUUGCUUCUUUUCUCAUUUUCGACAAAAGUAUAUGCAGUUAAACAACGCUGACCAAAAUGCGUUUUUGAAUAUCCAUUACUAAUAUCGGUGAAAAAAGGAUACCAAAAAACAAACCUUCAAUCAAAUAUCCUGAUUAAAUAAAUGCACUUGUAAACAAUUUAUUUCACGUAUAUAUUUCAUAAAAAGAUAAUCAUAAAAUUUUCAUCAAAGUGUAUCAAUUGUUUGUCAUUACAAUUAUCAACUCAUACCGAACCUGCACUUUAAAACAUCCAUAAUAAUAUCAAUAAGAAGAAGUGCUGGAAUAAAAACCACGAUCAAAAGAAAUGGCACUCUUGUGAAUUCUAUUUUCCCCCUCUCUUUUAUUUUCUCAAUGAAUAUAUAAAUAAAUGCAAUGAAAAAAAGCACAACGAACGAAAAUUGCGAGCAAUAAAUAUUAAUUUGGAUAAUAAUGAUAAAAAAACAACAACAACAACAAUAAUGAUAAUGAAAAUAAUUGUUCGGCGAGUGAAUCAGUGAUACUGUGUGAAUAAUCUUUUGCUGCUGCUGUUGUUGUUAUCAUUGAUCAUUAUCAAAUCAUAUUGAAUAAUAUUGUGGGAGAAUCGUGUGACCAGAAAAAAGAAGAAACAAAUCGAGUUAGUUCGGCCAUAGUCAUGCACCACCGAUGACCGUCAGUCUUUCCGAGGGCAAUAAAGGCGUUUCAACAGGUACUAUGGGUGGAACCAGGAUUCUCGCGUGCCUGCGAGGUACAUUUGAGACUUGGAUUAAUGUUGAAAGUGCAUGCUGACUUCGAAGCUGCUUUGAAACAUUUGACGCUUGCAUUAAUCGACGCCACGACACCCGCCUCGUUCACAAAAUUAGAGAUUAAAUUUCACAUCGCCCACCUUCACGAGAUUCAAGGAAAGUAUAAAAUUGCUAAAGAACACUACGAAGGUUUACUUAAGGAGAAGGCCUUACCUUCGCACUUAAAAGCCGAUAUAUGUCGUCAGUUAGGGUUGACGAAGGGGAAUGAAGGGGAAAGGGAAACAGGACAACGGGGCUGGGAGGGGGGAGUAGGAGAAGAGCAAAGGAGAAGACGAAAGUGGGAAUUCAGAGAAGGGAUGAAUUCUGUAGGCUCGCUCCGAUGGAUGUAUCAUGUCAUUGACUGCACAGUUCUUGGUGUAACAAGACAGCAAAAACAGGCGAUUGCUAUUCACUGUUUACAAAAAUCUAUAGAAGCUGAACCAAAAAGUGGACAGAGCUUGUAUCUGUUAGGACGCUGUUUAGCUGCCUCUGGAAAAGUUCACGAUGCUUUUAUAGCAUACAGAAACUCGGUUGAAAAGUCUGAGGGAAAUGCGGAUACUUGGUGCAGCAUAGGUGUUCUUUAUCAACAACAAAAUCAGCCUAUGGAUGCUCUUCAGGCUUACAUAUGCGCCGUACAGUUAGACAAAUCUCAUUCCGCCGCUUGGACUAAUCUUGGUAUUCUAUACGAAUCUGUUAGUCAACCUAAAGACGCACUUGCCUGCUACGUCAACGCUUCCAGAGGAAACAAUAACACCCCAAGCGCAGCAAUCCCACUCGCGGGUUUGGCUGGCGGAAAGUCAAACGGUGGCACACCGAUGAACCCAUCCCUUCAACAGCGGAUAAACUUCUUACAAAGCCAUCUCAGCCAGGCACCGAUGCCUUCAAUAGCAACAAAAAGGCGGCAACUGCCCCCGAUAGAAGAAGCGUGGAACCUACCAAUUAGUGCGGAAAUGUCUAGCAGGCAACAGCAGCAACAGCAACCUCCGGGAGGCGUGGGUUACAAAUAUACAGCCACACCACCCGGACCACCACCUCCAUAUCCUCAGGGACAAGGACAAAAUCUAAACUCAAAAAGAUUUAAGCCUGGAGAAGAACCGAUUUCACCAGGAGGACAACAGAGACCACCUCCGUUUUAUCUCGCUCCUCAGCAGCUACAAAUGCUGCAAUUUUUGCAACAAAAUCACGGAAGUCUAACGCCUCAACAGCAAGGACUUUUAGUCCAAUUACAACACCAGUAUAGAUUAAUGCAGCAGCAUCAACAGCAGAGUAGAUUACAACAGCAGCAAGCUGCACAACGUGGAUUGAGACCUGGACAACCUGGAUACCCUACUGUAUAUGCUCACGCACCACCUGGACAAACUGGAGUAGUUAAAAAUUACGGAAUUCCUCAACAACCGCAAGGUGGUACGGUGGCACUUCAGACUGGUUUCUCCGAUUCUAUUAUUGGCUACAACGCUGCAGCAACUGGAAAUGCACAGCAGUCACCAGGCAUGCCUUACAAAUCAGCUUCAGACCCAAAUUAUCCACAACGACAAGCUCCUUCCAGUGGACAAUUCAAUCAGUAUCCACAAUCUAAUCAAUAUGGGGCGCAGGGUUACACGCAGAUAUCAUCCACAACGAAUAGUUAUCCCGAAGGAUCGGCAGGGAAUAAAGAUCUAGGAGUUACAGAUCAGGAAUUACAAGCUCUUCUUUCGCAGAAAGAUAUAGCAACAUCAUUAGCAGAAGAUCUUCUGAAACAUUUUGGAUCUGAGGAUCUUGACGUCAAAGAAGAACCCUCUGCAAUUACUAAUAAUGGCACACUUAGUUCCGGACCAUUUUCACCAUCAAAUAUCAAUGAUGUUGCUGCCGAUAGAUUCAAAGACAUUAAAGUUGAAAAGAUUGACGAUCCGAUGCCAAAUUCGGUGUCGUUGUCAAAAAUUGAAGGAGAAAAAAAUAAUAUCAGUUCCGUUGAAACUGUCAAGUGUGAGGCUACUUCUAGCACUAAUAAAAUUGAACCCAAUCCUAGGAUUGAGCAGACACUCAAAUUAGAGAGUUUGUGCGACGCUCAGCCUGAAAAUGAACUUAGCAUCGAAAUGGACUCAAAAGCAAUUCUCGACAGUUCCAAAGGACAUGGGCUCAAGGGUGUUCCAACCUGCUCGAUAUUAAGCGAUCGAUCUUCACCCCCAGCACCUCCUGAUCCACCUAGCCAGAGGUUGACGAGAGAACAGCUUCUACCUCCGACACCGAGCGUAUAUUUGGAAAAUAAGAAAGACGCGUUCAGUCCACAACUACAAGAAUUUUGUUUAAAACAUCCCAUAGCUGUGAUUCGUGGUUUGGCAGCAGCCCUCAAAUUAGAUCUGGGAUUAUUUUCUACGAAAACUUUAGUCGAAGCUAAUCCAGACCAUGGUAUCGAAGUACGAACCCAGAUGCAACAGACAAGCGAUGAAAAUUGGGAUCCGAUGAUGGGGAGGAAAGUAUGGGGAUGUAUUAGCCACAGAAGUCAUACUACAAUAGCAAAAUAUGCGCAAUAUCAAGCAUCUAGUUUCCAAGAGAGUUUGAAAGAAGAGAGAGAAAAAUCGCAGGGAGUUCAUGCAGCUAAUUUAUCAGAUUCAGACUCAAAAGAUAGCACCGGUGUUGUUAAAAGAAAAAAGAAUGUUUUUGGACUCAUGGGAAAACCUGGAUCUAAGAUGUUAAGGUUCGGCACCAACGUAGAUCUUUCCGACGAAAGAAAAUGGAGAGUUCAGUUACAAGAACUUAUGAAAUUACCAGCAUUCGCAAGGGUUGUUUCAGCUGGGAACAUGCUCAGUCAUGUCGGACAUGUUAUUUUAGGAAUGAACACCGUGCAGCUAUAUAUGAAGGUUCCGGGGAGUCGGACGCCAGGUCAUCAGGAGAACAAUAAUUUUUGUUCCAUCAAUAUAAACAUCGGCCCCGGCGAUUGCGAGUGGUUUGCAGUACCAGACGCUUACUGGGGUGUCAUAUGCGCUCUUUGCGAACGGAACAACAUUAAUUAUUUACAUGGAAGUUGGUGGCCAUCUCUCGAAGAUCUUUACGAAGAAAAUAUACCGGUAUAUCGAUUUUUACAGAGACCCGGAGACCUUGUUUGGGUUAACGCAGGCUGUGUUCAUUGGGUUCAAGCUGUCGGAUGGUGUAACAAUAUAGCUUGGAAUGUUGGCCCGUUAACCGCGCGUCAAUAUCACCUAGCGAUCGAGCGUUACGAAUGGAACAAGCUUCAGUCUUUCAAAUCAAUCGUACCGAUGGUUCAUUUGUCCUGGAAUCUAGCCAGAAACAUCAAAGUUUCCGAUCCUAGAUUGUUCGAACUGAUCAAAAACUGCCUACUGAGGACAAUGAGACAGUGUUGUCUGAUCCUCGAAUUUGUAAGAAGCAAAGGUAUUGAGGUCAGGUUUCACGGAAGGGGUAAAAACGAGGCUUCUCAUUACUGUGGACAGUGCGAGAUUGAAGUUUUCAACAUUCUUUUUAUACGGGAACAGGAAAAACGUCAUGUCGUUCACUGUAUGGACUGCGCACGUAAACAAGCGCCCUCUUUAGAUGGUUUUGUUUGUCUAGAAGAGUAUAGGAUGAGAGAAUUGAUGGACGUUUACGACGGUUUCACAAUGCAUCCAUCCUUGCCAUCGAUAUCUGCACAAACAAUUCAGUCCUCUUGAGGUUACACCCAGCACAGGUACCUUGAUUACCUGGAUACAUUGCAGUGAUAAUCUAUUAGCAAUCAAUUCAAAGUGACUAUUAAAAAAAAAAAGGGAAACCAAGUUUUUGGUGUUAGACACCGAAUAAUAAUUUAUCGCUCGGAACUAAGUGUGUUAUAUGAGAACUAAUCCGCCUGAGUGCCAUAAGAAUAUUGUUAUAGAAAGAAAUUAUGGGAAAAAGGAAAAAAGUGUUCGGUAGUUCCUCGGGGAACAAUUACUUAGAAGUUUAACAAGAAAUCUUUAAAUAAGUGGAAAUUUAAACAAAGACAAAAAUGAAUAGUAAAUACCUAAUCGUCGCGCGCACGCCUUAAAUAUGAAUUCAACCGCAGAUAAUGAUAAUAGACGUCAUACAUAUGUGUAUUAUAAGUGAAAGUUCAACGAUUUCAAGCGUUUUAUUCUACACUCAACGGUAAAUAAGUGGAUAAAUGAAUUAAUGAAUUUAACAAGGUGGUGAAAAUACAAGUAAGAAUAACAUCGAUUAUGCGGAACAGAAUUACUUUUUAUACUCUUCCGUUUUUUUUUUUUUAAUUUAAAUUUUUUACUAGUUUCCUACCGGUUAUAAUGGCUAAUUUUUAGCAAAAGAAGAAUUAGUACGUAAUAAUGGAAUGGUAAUCUAAGGAAGAGGUAAGGUGGUGUUUUUCGACGGCUGACGGCGGGUCGAUAAUUUUCUCAUUGAAAUAAUUAUUUGAUCUCGUCGACGCCUUAGCUAGCCAAUAUUAUAAUAUCUGUAUGGUUCGAUUUAUCUCGAAUAAAUGAUGCGUAGUGUUAUGUGUAAAUAGUAAUAUGCGUAAAAUGUGAAAAAUUAAACCGUGGAGUAAUGAGUGGAAUAAAGGGAAGAAAAGUCGAAAACAAAUCCUAGGUAUGGAGAGAGAAAGAGAGCGAACCUUUUCCGAAACUGGCCAGAGAGACGAUCGCGUGAUAGUUACAACAAAAAAAAUAAAUAAAUAAAUAAAUUAAAUAAAAAUAAAAAUUUCAACUAAAAUAUUAAAAAAAAAAAAAACAAAA